This is a messenger RNA of Macrosteles quadrilineatus (aster leafhopper), 702 nucleotides long. It is a transcript of the gene Trmt112, whose product is annotated as multifunctional methyltransferase subunit TRM112-like protein. Lineage: Eukaryota; Metazoa; Arthropoda; Insecta; Hemiptera; Cicadellidae. The coding region runs from base 104 to 478 and encodes 124 amino acids. The record is from RefSeq and is a predicted model, not a curated record. The transcript is spliced from 4 exons. Gene Ontology annotation, molecular function: protein heterodimerization activity. Gene Ontology annotation, biological process: tRNA methylation; peptidyl-glutamine methylation; rRNA (guanine-N7)-methylation.
UUAUCUAUGGUGGUCUGUCUGCUGGCCAUAUUUUCAAAGUAAUUUAUGAACGUUUUGAAUAGUGUUUAUAGCAUAACUAUUUAAGUUGAACUAGAAAUUCAAGAUGAAGUUACUAACUCAUAACAUGCUUACUUCGAAAUGUAUUAAAGGUGUAAAUGUUGGAUAUCCUUUGACAAUAGCGGCCAAAGAUGUGAAGGUAUCAGAGCUGGACUUCAAUCAAGAGUUUGUUGCAAGAAUCAUCCCCAAAAUCGAUUGGAACACACUCUACAAUGCAGCUGAAGGUUUGGGCCAUGCUGGAGAUUUACCAAAAAGUAUCAUUGAUGAUUAUGAAAACAAUGAAGAGUUUUUGAAGAAAGUUCACCAUGUUUUGCUUGAGGUGGAGGUUAUAAACGGAGAGCUUAUUUGUCCUGAAACUGGUAGGAAGUUUCCAAUAAAUUCCGGAAUCCCGAACAUGUUGCUGAAUGAAGACGAAGUAUGACCUCCGGCUCCUCUGCCUUUUGCGCAGUCAUGAAUUCAACUGAUUCAUGAACUCUACAAACUCAUGAACUCAAAAAGAUUGUGAAUAGAGUGUAGUGAUUUGGGUGAUGUGUAUAUAAUUUACAAUUUUUGUUAUGAUUUAGAUAAAUAGGCUAUUAGUUUUUAUCCAGACUUACCGUAUCGGUAUUUAGUUUGGAAACAAAUAAGAUUCUGUUUAUGAUUUGA